UCCUGCUGCCGCAGUGGCCAUGGUGUCCCGGGGCCAGGCUCACCUGGGCCCCAGGUACGUGGGCCUCUGGGACUUCGAGGCCCGCACGGCCGAGGAGCUGAGCUUCCGGGCGGGGGACACCUUCCACGUGGCCAGGAGGGAGGACGAGUGGUGGUGGGCCACGCGGCUGGACGCAGCGGGCAGGGCCCUGGCCGAGGGCUAUGUGCCCCGCAACUACCUGGCUGAGAAGGAGACGGUGGAGUCUGAGCCGUGGUUCUUCGGCCGCAUCUCCCGCUCGGAGGCCUCGCACCGGCUGCAGGCCGCGGGCACGGAGCCCGGGACCUUCCUGAUCAGGGCCAGCGAGAAGCCGGGCGCCGACUACGUGCUCUCGGUGCGGGACAGGCAGGCCGUGAGGCACUACAAGAUCUGGCGGCGGGCGGGCCGGCUGCACCUCAGCGACGCCGUGUCCUUCCCCAGCCUGCCCGAGCUCGUGGACCAUCACCGGACCCGGAGCCUGUCCCACGGCCUGCGGCUGACCCUGCCCUGCUGGAAACACGAGCCGGAGCCCCUGCCCCACUGUGCUGACUGGGAGAGGCCUCGGGAGGAGUUCACGCUCUGCAGGAAGCUGGGGUCCGGCUACUUCGGGGAGGUCUUCGAAGGGUUCUGGAAGGGCCAGGUCCGAGUGGCCAUUAAGGUCAUCGCCCGAGAUGACCUCCUGCACCAGCACACCUUCCAGGCGGAGAUCCAGGCCAUGAAGAAGCUUCGGCACAAGCACAUCCUGGCGCUGUAUGCUGUGGCGUCCGUGGGGGACCCCGUGUACAUCAUCACAGAGGUCAUGGACAAGGGGAGCCUGCUGGAGCUGCUGCGCGACUCUGCUGAGAAAGCCCUGCCGGUCUCCGAGCUGGUGGACAUCGCGUCGCAGGUGGCCGAGGGCAUGUGCUACCUGGAAUCGCAGAAUUACAUCCACCGGGACCUGGCCGCCAGGAACAUCCUGGUCGGGGAGGGCAACAUCUGCAAAGUGGGAGACUUUGGGCUGGCCAGGCUCAUCAAGGAGGACGUCUACCUUUCCCGUGACCGCAACGUCCCCUACAAGUGGACCGCCCCCGAGGCGCUCUCCCGGGGGCAGUACUCCAUCAAAUCCGACGUCUGGUCCUUCGGCGUGCUCCUGCAUGAGAUUUUCAGCAGGGGUCAAACGCCCUAUCCAGGCAUGUCCAACCACGAGGCCUUCCUGCGGGUGGACGCGGGCUACCGCAUGCCCUGCCCGCAGGGGUGCCCGCCCACGGCACAUCGGCUGAUGCUCUGGUGUUGGCACAAGGACCCUGAGCAGAGGCCGAGCUUCCAGGCUCUGCGGGAGAGGCUCUCCAGCUCCACGAGGUACGAGAGCCCACUCUGAGCACCGGCCUCCCUGCUGCUGCCUCGGGGCUGGCCACAAGGCGCCCACAGCUCUUCUGAGCAGGCUGGACACUGGACAGGGAAGUAGCCCUCUGCGGUCUGGGGGCUGAGGCUGCCCCUUCCAAGAUGCCAGCUCCUGGCAAGUGCUGGGCCUCCACAGCCGACGCCAACUCUGGAAGCCUCCAAGAGUGGACCAUCCCUGGCACUGACCGAAGCCCACUGGCUCAGGCAGGCCCAGGGGCAGGCCUCCACGGGCAGUGCACGAUGGGACCCUCAGCUCUGGCUGUGCGCUCCCUUCGCCACCUGGCCCCUGCUGCCCCUAGGUCCCCCAGCAACCUAUAGACGGGAUGGGGCACUGCUGCCUGUUACCCUGUGCCAGGCAGCUGUCUUCUGCCAUGGCCACCAGGAGGAUCUGGGGACUCUGCCUGAACACUGGCCAGAAAGACUGGCUGUGGCCCAGGCUAUCCUUAGGGACACCUCCCCAUCCCAGAUCCAUCUGAGCAGGUGGGAACAAGGGCCCAGCCUACCAGCCCUGGGACCACAAGGCAGGGGACAGGGCUGCCCCAUCCACCCGCCUGGACAGAGGGUUGGCAGAACACAGGCUGCCACCUGGCGCCACAAACCUCACAAGUGCCUUAGAAUAAAUUCAUGCGAACAUCUAUAGCACAGGUUGAGGGGGACAGGAAAGGAAGACUCUCUUAGGGGCCACCUGAACCCCACCCAGUGGCCAGUGGAAGCCGCUCCUCUCCAAGUCCCCCACCUCACGGCAGGCUGCACUCUCCUGGGGCACUCAACAGACAUGGGUCAGCCUCUUGGCCCCUGGGGCACGUGGACACGAGGAAGAUGACACAACCACUCUCCCCAGGUCCGAGCUGGACUUUGCCCCAAGCUGGGCUGUGGUGGGAAGGCAGCUAUGCAGCGCCCCACUCACUCCUCUUAGUUUUGGGUGCCUGAGACCACGCACAGGUCCAGCCCAGAGUGUACCCCACAGGGGCUAGAGGAGGUGACACCUUAUGGGAAGGCACCGGGGGCAACAGCCGGUCUUGUCCCUUCCCCUUCCCUCCCUCCCUAGAUGUUGGGGGCCUCUUUGGCUCUUACAGAAGGUACUGGGUCCCUCUAGCCAAAGGCUCCCAAGCUCACAGCCAGAGGCGCAGCCUCCCAGUGGCCACGGGGCCAGAAGCUGAGUCCCCCGGAGGCCCUGACCUCAAGAGCCUGUCCAGCUCCUUCGAGCAGCUUGGGGAGGGGGGA
Molecule: messenger RNA, 2619 nt
Organism: Pteropus alecto (black flying fox)
Lineage: Eukaryota; Metazoa; Chordata; Mammalia; Chiroptera; Pteropodidae
Gene: PTK6
Product: protein tyrosine kinase 6
Exons: 8
Coding region: 20-1372 (450 amino acids)
Biological process (GO): cell differentiation; cell surface receptor protein tyrosine kinase signaling pathway; innate immune response
Cellular component (GO): extrinsic component of cytoplasmic side of plasma membrane
Molecular function (GO): ATP binding; signaling receptor binding; non-membrane spanning protein tyrosine kinase activity
Source: RefSeq, a predicted model, not a curated record